Telopea speciosissima is the source of this 827-nucleotide messenger RNA. RefSeq names its product protein phosphatase inhibitor 2-like. The record is from RefSeq and is a predicted model, not a curated record. Gene Ontology annotation, molecular function: protein phosphatase inhibitor activity. The transcript has 6 exons. Bases 81 to 605 code for a protein of 174 amino acids. Gene Ontology annotation, biological process: regulation of signal transduction. NCBI's taxonomy places the organism in Eukaryota, Viridiplantae, Streptophyta, Magnoliopsida, Proteales, Proteaceae.
GAGCCUCUCUCUCUCUGAGGUUGCUCUGGCAAUUUCUCUCAAGUGAUUGGGUUAUUUAAGGAGAUUAGACACUAAAAGAAAUGAGGGGACGCGUAAGAUGGGAUGAAGCUAACUUGGGAGAAAUUGAGAAAAAUAAACCUGUAAGGCAGAAGAUCACAGAACCUAAGACACCAUACCACCCCAUGAUUGAAGAUGAUGGUUCCCUAUCUCCUAUACGGGGUUUUGAUGAAUGCAUGGGUAAUGCUGAGCAUGCCAAUGCCAUAAGGACUGCCUUGAAUGAUGUAGCUUCAGCAAGUAGAAAUCACUCUAUGCAGUCUGGGGGCUGGACAUCUUCUGAGGAUGAGGCAGAUGCCAUGGAACAAGAUGAUGAAGACUCUGAGACAGACAGGAGUGGUAUGAAUUUUCGGGAGCACAGAAGAGCACAUUAUGAUGAAUACCAUAAGGUGAAAGAACUGCUUCGGAAGGGAUCUUUUCUAAAUGAUGAUGAUGAGGAUGGUGAUGAUAAGGUGGAUAAAGCUGCUAGAAAUGGUGCGAAGGAAAUAAAAAUUGAUGGUCAUGAUAAAACUUUGCCACAACAAUCUCCUCGGCAGGUCAAUGGGGCUUGAGAUUUAAUUUUACAGAUUCCUCACCCCGCCACCCAAACAUUUUGACACAGGAUGCUUUGUCCUGUGUUUUCCAUUCUCUCUUCCCCUCGGGAGGGAGAGGGGGCUGUUCUCAUAUUACUUUCUUGACCGUGUGUUAUCAAGUAUCAAUCAUCUGUAUUUUUAUGCACGUGUAAAUAGAUAUUUUGUCACUUAUGCUUCUUUUAUCUUCUGAACUGUUCUCUA